GAUUCUGCUCCUCAAUGGGAGAAGGGGGUGGCUGUAAGUUAUUGAGCAGUUUUGUGCAGAUCCACUUGGGAAAAAUUGUCAGAGGAUAAGGGGACUCCAUGUUAAUCUGAGAGUCUGCCAAUUCUGUUGGAAGCAAGCUUCUUUUGCCCCUUUGGUUCAGUGCCUCUUCGCAAGGUCAUAACUACAGUACCUACAGCCGUCGUUUCACUGCUCCGAGAAAAAGUCAGGAAUCAUGGCGAUGAAUUCCGCUCUUAAUGCCACCGAGGAACAUUAUGGGAACGACAUUAAGACUUCGGAAAACUUGACUGGGGAGAAAGGGGAAGAUAAAGAUCAAGUGGUAACUGGAACCGAAGUGAUGGCAACCAAAAAUGGCAAAUCCUGGGAUGAAAAGAUGAAAAACUUUAAAAUUUUUCUGUGGAACCCAGAAAGGAGAGAAUUCUUGGGAAGAACAUCCAGGAGUUGGUCACUUAUUUUAUUUUUCUACCUUUGUUUAUAUUCCUGUCUGGCUGGAAUGUUUUCUCUGUGCCUGUAUGGCAUGCUUACAACAAUCAGUCCGUAUACACCAAGAUAUCGUGACCGAGUCAACAAUCCAGGGGUGAUGAUAAGACCAUAUAUUGGUGGAUUUAUGAUUGCAUUCAACUCAUCAGAGGAGAGCACAUGGUCACUUUAUGUGCAAAGCCUGCAUCAGUUCCUUGAAUCCUACAAUGACAGCAUUCAGGCAAUUAAGAACAUUCCAUGUUCUCCUGGGCAAUACUUCAUUCAAAAGAAGAAUGAAAGUGAAGAACGGUUAGCUUGUCAGUUUAAUCGGACCAUGCUGAAAAACUGCUCCGGAAUUGAAGAUCCUACUUUUGGAUACUCUGCAGGAAAACCCUGCAUUUUUCUGAAGAUGAAUAGAAUAAUUGGCUAUCUGCCUGGUAAAGGAACAAAGCCAUAUGUGACCUGUGAAUUUCUGAAAGAAAAGAAGAACAAUGCUACAAUUCACUUCUAUCCAAAUGAUGGAACCUUUGAUCUCACAUACUUUCCUUAUUAUGGAAAACUGACACAUGUAAAUUAUUCCACCCCUGUCGUGGCCACGCAGUAUGAGAAUAUGAAGAGGAACAGUGAUGUGAGCAUUCAAUGCAGAGUAAACGGGCCUGGCAUCAAAAAUGACAUCUUUCAAGACCGAUUUUCUGGCAGGAUUGUUUUCUCUCUUAAUAUUCAAGAAUAAUGUAAAAUGAAAGUUCCUUUGCGGAAAAUGUAGACAAUGGUGCAAUGUGUGAUGAUUUGAUUUCUCUGCUAGGAAAGACUUGUAUUAACUAGCAUAAUUAUUCUACCAGUAAGGUUCACAAAUAUAGCAGUUUAAUCCUUCCCCUCUUAAGUUACUGAACAGCCAAGAGAUUUAUCUGAAGAUAAAAUCAGACAUUGUUUGACUUUGGUUUGGGUAGAGGUCACUGAUGGAACACAUUUGUGUAAAGUUUCCACAAUGUCAAAUCAUUACAACAAAAUCAAAUAAUUGUCAAAUUAUAAAAGGUUAAGUUGUGCAGUGACAAAUACUUUAAUGAAAUUAUUGUUAUUUUACUUUGCAGAGAUAUUUUGGACCUUCAGUAAGUAUUAGUCUUAAUUUUACCAGAAAUGUCUAUAUUCUGCCUGCAGAGGGAAAUAAAAGUUUUAUAUUGAUGAGUAAUUUUUUGAGUUAUUUUCUGUCUGGGCAUGCCUACUAUGUACUGAAUAAAAGAUAUCUGUGUCUCACCAGUCUCAAUGACAAAAAUAUCAAAAUCAAACACUGUUUAAGAAUACCAGGACUUGGUAAAUUACUUUGGUGUCCACUCAUGCAAAACUGAAAGUCUCAUAAGAACACAACAAAUGACUGAAGGAAAUGUUGGUUCUUGAAGGAUUCUUGCUUCUUAAUUUAAUAAAAAUCUAGGAAAUAAAGUUCAAAAAUGGUUGAAUUUGCCUUUGAUCAGUUAAUGCUGCAAAGUAACUUUUGCUAAAAAACAAGGCUGAAAAUUCUAAAAGAGAAAAUGUUAAAAAUUGGGUAUUUCUAAUUAGUUUGCAGCACACUCAGGAAGGUGUUCCAAGUUUAGGUCUGAUAUUCAGGUCCUGCGGAGUGGUGUCCUGCAUUGGCAUCUUCAUGGAUCUGGCCCGGGAUUCAUGGAAGCAGCUUCUUUGGCUUCCUCGGUGGCAUGGUGGUCCGGCCGGGGAUUUGACGGUUUCAAUGUCGGCUUUCUGCAGCAGUGCAAAACGUGGUUCUUGCCUUGUCCUCUACCUUGGGAAGCCAUGAGCUGUGAAUUGAACAAAGAUGGUCUUUGUCUUAACUUUUUUUGGUGUAUGAUCUCUGUUAUGAAUAUAUUCGCCAGACUUAAAUACUUCGCUGUAUUUUUUUUUGUAAAGAUAAAGGUGACAAUAAAUUCUACACUACUUCUGUACAUGGAUAAAUUCCA
This is a messenger RNA of Stegostoma tigrinum, 2420 nucleotides long. Its product is annotated as protein ATP1B4-like. Gene Ontology annotation, biological process: potassium ion transport; regulation of DNA-templated transcription; sodium ion transport. Gene Ontology annotation, cellular component: sodium:potassium-exchanging ATPase complex; nuclear inner membrane. The transcript has 9 exons. The record is from RefSeq and is a predicted model, not a curated record. Bases 233 to 1207 code for a protein of 324 amino acids. NCBI's taxonomy places the organism in Eukaryota, Metazoa, Chordata, Chondrichthyes, Orectolobiformes, Stegostomatidae.